This is a messenger RNA of Hemibagrus wyckioides, 4565 nucleotides long. RefSeq names its product doublesex and mab-3 related transcription factor 3a (gene dmrt3a). The record is from RefSeq and is a predicted model, not a curated record. Gene Ontology annotation, biological process: male sex differentiation; regulation of transcription by RNA polymerase II. Gene Ontology annotation, cellular component: nucleus. The transcript is spliced from 2 exons. NCBI's taxonomy places the organism in Eukaryota, Metazoa, Chordata, Actinopteri, Siluriformes, Bagridae. Bases 1529 to 2830 code for a protein of 433 amino acids. Gene Ontology annotation, molecular function: protein binding; DNA-binding transcription factor activity, RNA polymerase II-specific; RNA polymerase II cis-regulatory region sequence-specific DNA binding.
CAGUAUUAUCAUGCUUGUUUUUUUCGUACAUCAUGAGUAAUGUAUCUGUGACUUUCUCCUGUCGUUUUGUCCGUCGCUAUUCUCGUGCGCAUCAUUUUGUGGACAACAAACACAAUGCGUUUUAUGCGCAAUAGAGGUCUAUACAUAAAACGUAAAUAAUUUGAUCACACAUCGCUGCUCGAUGUGCUCGGCCCGAUCCUCCCCUUCACAUUCACACGGCGUAUUAUCGUCACCUUGAAUUUUCCUCCGCUGUUUUCCAAUUAAAAGCUUAAUAGCCCUGGAAACGGAGUUCAUGUGGGGAAGUUUGAGAGCGGCCCCUAUUCUCAAAGUUGUUCUGCUGCGAUCCCAUUAUGUGCUUGACUAAACCCUUUUAGGGACAGAAACGGGACUGUACGGUGUUCGGUUUCAAUGGACUCUUAACGCUGUAAGUAAGACACAUCUCAAUAUCUUCCACAUUAACGUGGUUUAAGGUGCGCUAUGGCCUUCUUAAUGUUAAAGAAGAACAAAAACAACAGCUCCGACAAUUAAAACACCAGAGAGAAGUUGGUGUGAAAUUUUCCAUUUAUUCUAAAAGUGAGCAGAAAUGCUGUGUCACCUUUGUGCAGCCUAUGCUAUACAUUUCCCAUACAAGUCCAUAUUAUUCUUAAUAUUUGUUCCUCACUGAAAACCUCAUGUCCCGAAUGCAAUCGCUCAAUUAACCGGAAUAGCGCUUAUUGUCGGGCCGGGUAAAAUUCCUCAUGGGAAUAAGUUAAGCACGCAUUCAAAUGCAAACCAGCGUAUUAUUUCUUCUCUGUUUAAUUCGGAUGCGCAGCAUGUGGUUAAACAAAGUAGCCCUACCGAGCGGCUUCAUGCAAAGCUUUCAGCACUGCAGGCUUUUUGGACAUUCCCAGAUGAUUUCUGAAAUGACUGCACUGUUAACACCUUGGAGCAUGUUGAACUAAUUGCUUAGGAUCAGGUUGCCUGUUGCCUAACCUUAAAAAUUCACACUGAUUAUGAACUGGCCUGCAGUUUGGGCGCGUAAUCGGUUGGACUACAGGGUGCAUUUGCGGUUUUGUUUCUUUUAAUGUUAUCAUACAAAAAAAAACCCCGCAAAAGAACUGGAACUGUGGUGUGACUUGUAGUAUUUUACUUUAAGAAAAAUAAAAUCGCUUUCUGCUAAAAUUAUUUUAAGCAACAACAACAAAAAAGACCACAUAUGAUAUAAGCUUAAACCUUUUGUCAGUUUAUGAAAGGUGUUUCAUGAGACCUCCCUCUUCGAAUUUGAACACUAUAUGACGUGGGAUGCAAGCGCGCGCGUGAAGUUGCUCCCUUUUGUCAGCGCGUGUCUGAUCGCGCGCCUUUAUUGCAGGCCAAAAAGGUGGAUCCUCGUCUUUGAGUCAACGCCUCUUUAUCACGAGUGUAGCAAGCGGGGAAGAAGGAGGGGGUCCUGAGCUUGGCAUCUACUGACAAUUGACAUCCACUCUCUCCUCUUGUCGCUUUUAUCUGAUGCUCUUGUUGAGCGAGCGUGGUCCGUCUCGAGUUGCGUGACAUGAACGGCUACGGCUCGCCGUACCUGUACGUGGGCGGCCCGGUUGCGCAGGCACGCGCGCCGCUCCAGAGGACACCAAAGUGCGCACGGUGCCGCAACCACGGCGUGCUGUCCUGGCUCAAAGGCCACAAACGGUACUGCCGUUUCAAGGACUGCACGUGCGACAAGUGCAUCCUGAUCAUUGAGCGUCAGCGCGUCAUGGCGGCGCAAGUUGCGCUCCGGCGGCAGCAGGCCAACGAAAGUCUGGAGAGUUUAAUCGCCGAGCCGCCACCUCCGCCGCACAGAGCUAUGGGCACCGGAGAGUUACGCUGGAGCGCCGAGCCCAUCAUCACAACACAGUCACCAACAGACCUGAACGAGGAUCUCUCAGGUGAGCAGUCUGGAGGAGAGAAUAGUGGCAGUACCAGCGACCGAGAGCAAGAAGCUGCCAGCUCACCUGAGGAGCCCAAACCCAACACCUGCUUUACUCCGGACACCCCGGACCCACCUUCUAAUCCUGAGGAGCCCCAUUACAUCUCACCCAAACCCUGCACUGACCCAGAACCAAAGCCUGACAGCCCCAAGUCUCCCACUGAGCAGAGUCUGCUAAUUGAAGGCCUCACAGGCUCCGUCUCCCUGCCCUUCAACCUGCGAGCCAACCGCCCUCCUCUGGAGGUCCUGAAGAAGAUCUUCCCUUCCCACAAGCCAGCUGUUCUGGAGCUGAUCCUGAGGGGUUGUGGAGGUGACCUGGUGGGUGCCAUUGAGAUACUUCUCUCCAGCCGCUCUACUACAAAAAUGGAUAAGCCCUCCUCAGAAAACUCUGAGACUUUAAUCCUUCCCUCAAAUGGCCACCUUUUUGAGCCUCUAAGCUCUUACCCAGUCUCUUCCUCCAAGUGGUCAGUGGGUUCGGCCUUCCGUGUGCCAGAUUCACUUCGCUUUACUCCAGAAUCACCUGGCGGGGUGAUGCCGACUCCCUUGGGUGUCCCGCUGCAGCCUAGCUUUCCUCAGGCGCACCGUUACCCGUUGAUGCUACGCAACUCUCUGAGCCGUGGUCAAGCUGGGCCUUUUAUGUCUAAUGAUAUGACUUUGUGGAAUACCAUGAGCUUGCAGCAGCAGUACCAAUUCCGCUCGCAGUAUGUCUCGCCCUUCUCAGGGCCGUCCUUCCGUGGAUCACCUCUUCUGCCGUCCAGGUCAACUCAAGAGGAGCAACGCAUGAGCGUUCAGGAGGAUGCGACCAAACACACGGUAUAUUCCACUGCUGACGAGGAAUACGACGAGAGAUCUGACUCCUCAGACUCGAGGAUCCUUAAUACUUCUUCUUAACCUAGAAAAGAGGCAAACAUACCAAAAACGUGUUAUGAAUAGACUGAGAAUGACAAAAGAUAAAUGGCAGACUGUGCCUGUGUAGGAACUUUAUGAAACCUAUGCUGUUCAUUAUUUGAGAUAUUGUGUUGCUCUCACAGUGAAACAUGUAGAGAGUUAGUCAGCAACAUCCACCAAAAAUCCUGAAUGAUUAGGAUGACUGAACCUGAAUGACUGAACAUUAGUUUGUGAAUAAUAACCACAAAUUCCUCCUUGCAUGAAAUGUACUGUGAAUAGUAAUGCAGUGUAGAAAUAGGCAAACAAUAUAAGCAUGUAAAUGGAUAUGCCAUAUACCCAGUCUGAAUUCUUAUUGUCAUUUAUUCACAUGAACUAAAUAUAGACAGGAAGUUUAUGUUAAUAGGAAAAUUACAUGAAGUGGAAAAGGAAUGUUAUUUAACACAUUACAAGAAAAAAGCUUGUAACCCCACAAAGGAAUAAUUUAAUCAAAUUUCUGUAUUCCUGGAAAUAUUUGUUAGCUGUAAAAUAUAACAUAGUCUAAAACAAAAAAAAAAAUUGGAUUAAUUUUUUAUACAUGGACAUAAAGAACACCUUUUCAAUUUUUCAAACACUAAAACCAAGAAAUGUAUUUAAGCAUUGAUAUGACAUUCAUCUGCUGAACUGACCACUGAAAUUGAACUUGAACAGUUUGGUGAUGAUGUCAACUCUGGACUGUACACAGUAAUAUAUCUACAAUAAUAAAAGCAGAGUGUGAGCAUAUUUCGGGUGUGUGUGAGUAUUAUUUAGACUGCAUUCCCAAGCCUUUUCCUCUAGUCACAUUGUAACAUUAUUAAAGACAAUAUUGCUUAAUAACAAUGCACUGCAUGCUUGUCAUUCAGCGCAAUGAUGUUAAAGCGACAAAAACCUCUGGACAAACCAUAUGGGGGUUCUUUCUUUUCUUCUAGGUGAAGGAAAAAUCUUUCACAAUCUUUUGGACAAUUGUGCUGUAAAGUUAAACAUUAUACAUCUACAUGUAUACAGGCUUAUUUAAAUAGCCCAAACCUCAGUGAGCAGAAGAAAACCUGUGAUCGUGUAAAACUUUAGGUUCCAACAGCUAAAACUGAGCAAAUUGCCCCAUCUAGCGGUUAACUUUAGGUAAUUACACAAAGCUUUAUUCAGUCAAUGUGCUACUAUACACCGAUCAGGCAUAACAUUAUGACCACCUGCCUAAUAUUGUUUCGGUCCCCCUUUUACUGCCAAAACAGCCGUGACCCAUCGAGGCAUGGACUCCACUAGAUCCCUGAAGGUGUGCUGUGAUAUCUGGCACUAAGAUGUUAGCAGCAGAUCCUUUCAGUCUUCUAAGUUGUGAGGUCCAGCUCACAACUUACAGAGCUUAAAGGAUACCUACAGGAUGCUAACAAGACUUAAAAGAUACUUGUGAUAGAUACUGACCACUGCGGAUUGGGAACACUUCUCAAGAGCUGUAAUUUUGGAGAGGCUCCCAUUCAGUCGUCUAGCCAUUACAAUUUGGCCCCAAAUCCUUACGCUUGCCCAUUGUUUCCUGUUUCUAACACAUCAACUUUGAGGACAAAAUGUUCACUUGCUGCCUAAUAUAUCCCCCCUCCCCCCCACUAACAGAUGCCAUGAUGGGGAGAUAAUCAGUGUUAUUCACGUCAACUCUCGGUGGUCAUAAUGUUAUGCCUGAUUGGUGUACAGCUUCACAUAAAACUUGUAUGUUAAACAAUUACCUAAAAUAAAA